AACAACUAAAUGCGAAAAGAUGUCUUUUUAAAUGGUUCACUGUGUUUGUUUAUGUUAUUAAUAAUGUUUUUAUAAAUUAAUGUAAAAAUUUACGCCAUACUAUAAUAUGUUUGAUACGAAAGCAACUGUUCUUAUCAAGCACUUAAUACCUUCUGUUAUUCUAAUUAUAUCUAUGGCGUAGAAGCCCGUUAACUGCUCAUGUGAGAUAUCGUCGAGAAUGAGAAGCGCUAAUGGGUUCCUAACAAUAAAUCAAGUUUUCCUUGUAAUAAAUAUAAUUAUUAACGAGUUUGUGUUGAUAGAACCUGUGUUUUGUAAAGGACAAUAUUUUUCUUUUGCCCUUUUAUCCUAGUACGUAUCUUAAGUGAUGCUUCACACGUGAACUGUGUUCGAUGUCAAGUGCUUUUUCUUAAAUUCUAAUUAAAACAGAAAUGCAAGAAGAUACAGAAUCAUUCAAUGAAAAUAGUAGCUCUGAGGUUAUCAUUCUGCCCCAAAAUACACACCUAGAAACUUUGAUCUCAGAUGACGAAGAGACUGAUGCUGAAUCACGAGCAUCUUAUGAAACAAAACUGAAUGCCAAGCUUAAAGAUUUGGGUCUGUAUGAAGAUGGGAUGACUAUACAACAAAAAGAGGAGCUAUUGACUGUUGUCGCAGUGUCAUUCAAAACUGCAGAGGAAGAAAAAACCAGAAGGCAAUGGUAUGAAGAGUAUGCUAAUGCAGCCUUGAAUUUUCCUGAAGAUGAAAUAGAGUUUAGUUUUCAGCAGUCACCUGAACCAGAUCUCUCUGAAAAGAUUACAAGCUAUUCUACAGAUUAUCAUCCCAAUGGCAUCAAAACUAAAGGAAAUUCCAGCUCAGAAUUUGAUAGAAAGAGUGGUCACAAUGCAUCAGCAACGGUAACUAGGGAAAGCUUGGCUCUGAAUGACUGCCAUAACCUACCCUCAACUAAAUUUUAUGUAUGCUAUAUGUCUUUUAGUAGCAGUCAAGGUAUAGGUUUUAAAUCAAAGCCUCAGGCACGUAGGAAUCGCAUUAGAGGUGAAGGAAAUAGCUCUUUUAAGUUGUCUUUGGAGGAGGGAAACACAGUGACUUCACAUUCAGCUGAAACUGUAUUAGGUUAUAAAGAUGCUAUUCUUACAAGCAAUAGGCAAAAGAGGAAACUCUUGGAGAAAAGCAUGUCACGUUGGAAACCUUGUCUGUCACCUAAGGACGAACCCCUAAUUCGCAUUAACCAUCAAGUAGAUGAUGAUUCAGUGGAAUCUUGUACCCAACCCUCAAUCCAAACGAGAAUGUGCAACUAUAUGCAAGAAUUUAACUUUGCAAUAGCUGAAAUUAAAAAAGCAAGCCAAACCCCUUCUCACUUUGGGAAACCGUACCAUUUAACUCGGAGUGGGCAUUGCUUACGGAAGACAACUAAAGUGGACUCUUUGGAUAUCAUGGUUGGUGUUCAAGAGGGCAGGAAUGAAGUUGCUAGUACUUCGGAUUCUUCGAUAUCUCUCAAUCCUGCAACAAAGAAAGAACCCUUUUCGAGAACUUCAGGUGGGGCUUUUCGCUAUGCCCAGCUACACAGGGACAGAAUAGACGCACUGCGCAAUAGCUCUGCAAUAAUGAACAAUCAGAAUCCUAUGACAAAUCACACUAUAACUAGGUAUAGUGGUCCAAACUCUGUCGAUGACUACAGAACUUCGCCCGAAAUUCUAAUAGAGGACGAAAUGCUUUCUGAUCGAUUCGAUUCUAGUGCUUUACAUCAAGGUGAUUCUUCAGAGCAAGCUCACUGUGAUGGUGAUAUUAAAAUAUCUUCUGAUAUCAAAUUGCCGAAGUUUAGUAAUCUUAAACCCCAUCUUUGCCAGGAUGAUUUUUCUGAAAAGGAGAUUUUAAGUAGACAUCUGACCCUCCCACAUACUAGUACCAGUUGCUCGACGGUCAGCUGUUCUGAAGGAAGUGCUAAAGCUGCCUUGUCAGUGUACAAAAAGGAGAAUCACGUUGAAUCAUCUUGCCACGAUGGUGAUUUAUCAGAUUGUUCUUCUGUGAUUGAUGUGGAAACAAUUGUUGAUGAUGAAAUAGAAGAAUUUGUUUUAAAAAGAAAACUAUUACAAGAAUCUACAAGUACAGAUAAACAAACUUAUUCAAAUAGAUACAAGAGACUGAAGAAAAAUACUUCUUAGAAGAUAGUUUCUGUGCACAGAUUUAUGAUUUUAUCUGUAAAAUAUGUGUGGAUUUUGUAAAUAGUUUUUAUUGAAAUUAUCAAAUUUUUAUUAAAAUGCUUGUAUUUUUCAUAGAAGAGCUGAGUAUUUUAAAUAUAAAGCACUCAUUCAACGCU
Parasteatoda tepidariorum (common house spider) is the source of this 2311-nucleotide messenger RNA. RefSeq lists its product as uncharacterized. The record is from RefSeq and is a predicted model, not a curated record. NCBI's taxonomy places the organism in Eukaryota, Metazoa, Arthropoda, Arachnida, Araneae, Theridiidae.